CAGGAAGUGGCUCUGGGCGGCGCACGUGGGGGGUGGCGCGGCGGGAGGGCGCAUGGCGAGUUCCGCGGGGCUGGCGCUGUGCGGGCAGACGCUGGUGGUGCGGGGCGGCAGCCGCUUCCUGGCCACCUCCACUGCGAGCAGUGAUGAUGACGUCCUCUUCGCAUAUGAUUGCAGCACGGCAGCAGAGAAGUCACAAGAAAGUAAAGGGGAGGACGGGCAGCCCGCGGAUAAGGGGAGUGACACGAUUCUGGCGUCCACCUUCUCCAAGUCUGGCAGCUAUUUUGCUUUAACUGAUGACAGUAAGCGUCUGAUUCUUUUCCGUACAAAACCAUGGCAAUGUCUGAGUGUCAGGACCGUGGUGAGGAGGUGCACGGCCCUGACCUUCACAGCCUCCGAGGAGAAACUUCUGGUGGCCGACAAGUCUGGAGACGUUUAUUCCUUUUCGGUGUUGGAGCCACAGGGAUGCGGCAAGCUUGAACUUGGACACCUGUCGAUGUUGUUGGAUGUGGCCGUGAGUCCCGAUGACUGCUACGUCCUCACUGCCGACCGGGACGAGAAAAUCCGGGUGAGCUGGGCCGCGGCACCGCACAGCAUCGAGUCCUUCUGCCUCGGGCACACGGAGUUUGUGAGCCGCAUCUUCGUGGUGCCCGACCACCCCGAGCUGCUUUUGUCCGCAUCCGGGGACCGCACCCUGAGGCUCUGGGAGUACAGAAGUGGCCGAGAGCUGCACUGCUGUCACCUGACCAGCCUGCAGGAGCCGGAGGAGCCCCGGGGUGACGAGAGGUUUGCCGCCUCCAGGAUCACUUACCGGAGCCAGGACGGCUGCGUGGCGCUGCUGUGUGACUGUAUUCCCGCGGUCUACGUUUUCCAGCUUGAUGCCGCCAGACAGCAGCUGGUUUACAGACAGCGGCUGACGUUUCGGCACAGAGUGUGGGACAUCGCUUUCGAGGAGGGCCGGGGACUGUGGGUCCUGCAGGACCGCCGGGAAGCCCCCCUCGUGCUCUGCAGGCCUGUGGGCGGCCAGUGGCAGGCUGCUCCUGAAGACGCCGCGGUGGAGAAAGUCUCCGCCCAUCUCCGGGGGAACUGGGCCAUGCUGGAAGGCGUGGCUGGCGUGGACGUCGGUUUCAGCGGUCUCUACAAGGCCACCUUUGACAACGUGACUGCCUACCUGAGGAAGAAGGAGGAGAGGCUGCAGAAGCGGCGGCAGAACCCGGCUGCUGGGCCUAAUGGGCAGGCCAAGAAGAUGAAGCCGGGGGAGGCGUCCCUGAGGUGCCCGUCCUAGCCGCCCCGGCACUCUCGUGGCCUCGAGCCAAAGCCGGCUCUGCUGUCCCCUCUGCCCGCGGCUCCCCGACCCACGCCUGGUGGC
This is a messenger RNA of Neofelis nebulosa (Clouded leopard), 1366 nucleotides long. RefSeq names its product WD repeat domain 4 (gene WDR4). The record is from RefSeq and is a predicted model, not a curated record. Gene Ontology annotation, molecular function: protein binding; tRNA (guanine(46)-N7)-methyltransferase activity. Gene Ontology annotation, cellular component: tRNA methyltransferase complex; nucleus; cytosol. NCBI's taxonomy places the organism in Eukaryota, Metazoa, Chordata, Mammalia, Carnivora, Felidae. The coding region runs from base 53 to 1282 and encodes 409 amino acids. Gene Ontology annotation, biological process: RNA (guanine-N7)-methylation. The transcript has 11 exons.